AACGCGUACAGCGAAUGGAUGGAGACGACGGUGGUUGAGGCCUAGUUGGUGUGAUUUGGAAGCUUUAAAAGUAAACAGAUAUAAGUGGUUAUAACAUUAUCGAGAGUGCAAGUUAAGACUAUUAUAUGUCUAAGCAACGUUUUACAGCAUUAGAAGAGAUGUAUCAAUGAAGCAGACGUGCAAGCUGCCUUGGCUAGCUUUUUUGCUAGCUGGAUAGCUUCUUUAACUGCAGACACGUCGGUGAGCUCUUCCGUCAUUUUUUGCCAUCGGAGACCGAUCUUAACUACAUUGGGACUGUAACGUUAAUAUAAUCUGACAAAGCUGUUUCGUUUUUUUUUUGUUGUAAUACGUUUUCGUCAAGCGCGUGCAACAGCUGGGAUAGAAUUUAUAUUGAGGUUAGCGCAAGCUAAUUCCCCCCGCCUGACUGUCCAUUCAUCCCCUACUGAUAAUUCAAAAUGUCGGACUUUGAUGAAUUCGAGAGACAGUUGUCUGAAAACAAACAAGGUGUUGAGAAUCUGAAUUCACUUGAGCGGGACAAGGAGAACCGGCACCGCCGUCGCAGUUCCUCCCGCAGCCGCAGCCGAGAGAGGAAGAGGAGGAGCAGGGAGAGGAGAAGCCGGGAACGUCGCAGCGGCAGCAAAGACCGCCGACACAGACGCAGCACUCAGCCUCAAAACCCACCCCAAGACAUCGUCAGCCGUUCCCCCCAUCGGGAGAAGAAGAAGAAAGUAAAGAAGUACUGGGAUGUUCCUCCUCCAGGCUUUGAGCACAUUACACCCAUGCAGUAUAAGGCCAUGCAAGCUGCUGGUCAGAUCCCUGCCACUGCCCUGCUGCCCACCAUGACCCCUGAUGGCCUGGCGGUGACCCCCACCCCAGUGCCCGUUGUGGGCAGCCAGAUGACCCGUCAGGCCCGCCGGCUCUACGUGGGCAACAUACCCUUUGGCAUCACAGAGGAGUCCAUGAUGGACUUCUUCAAUGCCCAGAUGCGCCUUGGAGGCCUGACUCAGGCUCCUGGCAACCCCGUCCUCGCCGUGCAGAUCAACCAGGACAAGAACUUUGCCUUCCUGGAGUUCCGGUCUGUGGAUGAGACCACCCAGGCCAUGGCGUUCGACGGCAUCAUAUUCCAGGGCCAGAGCCUGAAGAUCCGCCGGCCGCACGACUACCAGCCACUGCCGGGCAUGAGCGAGAACCCCAGCGUCUACGUGCCAGGAGUUGUUUCCACGGUGGUGCCAGAUUCGGCUCACAAACUUUUCAUCGGCGGGCUGCCUAACUACCUGAACGACGACCAGGUGAAGGAGCUGCUGACGUCAUUCGGGCCCCUGAAGGCUUUCAACUUGGUUAAGGACAGCGCCACUGGCCUCUCGAAAGGAUACGCCUUUUGUGAAUAUGUCGACGUGAAUGUCAACGACCAGGCCAUUGCUGGUCUGAAUGGUAUGCAGCUGGGUGACAAGAAGCUUCUGGUGCAGAGGGCAAGUGUUGGAGCGAAGAAUGCCACCCUGACGAGUGUGAACCAGACCCCGGUUACGCUGCAGGUGCCGGGGCUGAUGAAUAGCUCUAUGAACCAGAUGGGCGGCAUCCCCACUGAGGUGCUCUGCCUCAUGAAUAUGGUGGCGCCCGAGGAGCUGCUGGACGACGACGAGUACGAGGAGAUUCUGGAAGACGUGCGGGACGAGUGCAGCAAGUACGGCCAGGUCAAGAGCAUCGAGAUCCCGCGGCCGGUCGAUGGUCUCGAGGUGCCUGGCACCGGGAAGAUCUUUGUGGAGUUCACAACCUUGUUCGACUCCCAGAAAGCCAUGCAGGGACUGACGGGAAGGAAGUUUGCCAACCGAGUGGUGGUGACCAAGUACUGCGACCCUGACGCCUACCAUCGCCGAGAGUUCUGGUAGAACCGGAGAAAAAGGAGGGAGGAGAGAUAGGGCGGUAGAAGAGAAGAAACAAAAUGGUGGGGUGGAGUGAGGGAGGGAGGGAGGGCGAGAAAUGGAGGAAUU
Messenger RNA from Alosa alosa (allis shad), 1988 nucleotides. RefSeq names its product U2 small nuclear RNA auxiliary factor 2b (gene u2af2b). Lineage: Eukaryota; Metazoa; Chordata; Actinopteri; Clupeiformes; Clupeidae. Bases 456 to 1886 code for a protein of 476 amino acids. Gene Ontology annotation, biological process: mRNA processing. The transcript is spliced from 13 exons. The record is from RefSeq and is a predicted model, not a curated record. Gene Ontology annotation, cellular component: nuclear speck; commitment complex; nucleus. Gene Ontology annotation, molecular function: pre-mRNA 3'-splice site binding; poly-pyrimidine tract binding.